This is a messenger RNA of Dufourea novaeangliae, 2723 nucleotides long. RefSeq names its product transcription factor SOX-2 (gene SoxN). The coding region runs from base 1024 to 2487 and encodes 487 amino acids. The transcript is spliced from 3 exons. Gene Ontology annotation, biological process: anatomical structure morphogenesis; regulation of DNA-templated transcription; cell differentiation. Lineage: Eukaryota; Metazoa; Arthropoda; Insecta; Hymenoptera; Halictidae. The record is from RefSeq and is a predicted model, not a curated record. Gene Ontology annotation, molecular function: DNA-binding transcription factor activity, RNA polymerase II-specific; RNA polymerase II cis-regulatory region sequence-specific DNA binding.
UUUUCUUGAGGUCUCGAGGCGGAAAAUCGCGAGGAUCUUCGUGUGUCCGUUGGAAUCCGUCGCGCGAUCCGAUUCGUCGAGGGUAUCGCGAGCCUGCAGCCAGUCACGAGCGAGCCGUAUUACGAGCCUUGGAACAGAGAGACGGGGUGUGCUACGCGAACGAAAGAGAGAGAGAGAGAAAGAGAGGGAGAGCAAGAGCGGCGUGCUAAGGGAAGAAAGUGACAGUGCGUCGUCAGUUCUCGUGCGGGACUCUGGCGUGUGGAUCAAACGGACCGUUGCGCCCGACAGUUUGUCCCCGUAGAGAGACCGCCAAAGGGGAGGCAAAGCUCUCUGGUGUUGAUAUUAUGAAGAACGGCGAGUGUGUACGGUGACCAGCGAAACCCGAGGGGGGUACCCACGGUGACUUUUCGUGAUUACCAAACAUCGCUGUGUAUAUACACAAUUCGCGGCAGAGGCUCGUGUUUCGAAGGACAGAAUUUACCGGAUCGAGCAUCGGUAAUGCCGUGGAUCGUACGAUCGUACAGUGCGCGCGGUGUGCUCGAUUGACUUGACGAAUUAAUUGACAUACUUUUGGUGACAUUCGGUAUUCUUGGAUUAUACGGUGACUUGUAUAUUUUCCUAGUAAAGGAAGAACAAGGGGAAUAGAGGACAGUUCACCAUAGAUCGUGUGAGACAGUGUGUAUAUCGGUGGUGUGUCGAAGAGAAAUUCCAACAAGUGGUGCGAAUAUACACGUAGUUAAACAAUCGAAAGAGGAGAUUCUUUAUACAUAUGUUCGAGGAAACGAUCACCGGUUUCCAUGUUACACUACAGGAGAGAAACGAUUAGACUCGUUGUCGCGUAGUGUGUGUCGCCGGUUCACCAGUGAACACGGUGGAGCACCGUAAAGCGACACGUCCAACCGAGGACCCGUACGUGGAGAAACGUUCGGACCGUGCGGUACACUCGGCGUGUUUCGUCGAAUUUCUUGACGUCGCGAGGUACCAGGAAAGGGCGGCAAGCUGUACGGCCACAGGGAGGAAGACAUGCUCACGAUGGAGACGGACCUGAAGGGCGGCAGCCUGCACGGUCAGAUGCCACCGCACCCACAUCAGGGUGUCUCUCCUAUGGGUCACCAUACGGGAGUCUCACCCUAUGGUAGCCUCGGCUCGAUAGUGCACAGUCCAGCUCUAUCUGGAAGUCCACCGAGCACAGGUGGCCUGGGUCUCGGUCUCCAGCAUCAUCAUCAAACGUCCCAGCAUCACUACGCGUCGAUGCAGGCCGCCCAACAACAGCAGCAGCAGCAACAGCAACAACAACAACAACAGCAACAACAGCAAAGUAUGCACUCGUUGGCGCAACAAGCUGCCAGCCAACAGCAACAGCAUCAUUCCCAUCAGCAGCAACAGCAACAACAACAGGCCCAGCAGCAGCAUCAUCAACCGCCGAACAACAACAACAACACCAGCAAGAACAACAACAUCGACCGUGUGAAAAGGCCGAUGAACGCGUUCAUGGUUUGGUCGCGUGGUCAACGUCGCAAGAUGGCGCAGGAGAACCCGAAGAUGCACAAUUCCGAGAUCUCGAAACGUUUGGGCGCCGAAUGGAAGUUGCUAAGCGAGACGGAGAAACGGCCGUUCAUCGACGAGGCGAAACGAUUACGUGCGGUACAUAUGAAGGAACAUCCGGAUUACAAGUACAGGCCGCGACGCAAGACAAAAACCUUGUUGAAGAAGGACAAGUUCCCGUUGGGUGGUGGUGUAGCGGGCGUUGGUAGUAUGUUGGGCGUUGAUCAGAGACAAGUCGGGGCUACUGGGGGACCGCAACAGGCGCAAUUGUCGCGGGACGUUUACCAGAUGCCGAACGGUUACAUGCCGAAUGGUUACAUGAUGCACGACCCGACGGCCGCGUAUCAGCAACACGUCGCUUACGGUGGUCACAUGGGUGGCGCGGCUGCGGCUGCCGCUGCCUCAGCCGCUGGUUAUCCAAGGUACGACAUGGGACACCACAUGGGAGGCGGCAGUCCGAGCCCCAUAAACAGCUACAUGAACGGUUACGGUGGUUACGGUAGCACAACCGUUCCUGGUGGAUCACCGUCUCCCUAUCACCAAGCUCAACCAGGCUCUCAGAUGUCCAGUCACAGUCCCAGCGGUAGCAGCAUAAAAUCGGAGCCGACGAGUCCAGCGAGCGGCGGUAUUCACACGCCGACGCCGACCGGUGCAUCGUCGACGGCCACCGCCGGUGGACAGGUCGUGAAACGGGAAUACAUGGGCCAGCAACAGACGCAGCAGUCCCAGGGUGAUCUGAGACAGAUGAUAUCGAUGUAUCUACCGCAGGGUGUCGAUCAGGGGGUCGUGCAACACGGUGCCGGUGUCUACUCGCCUGGACCAUCGCCCGAUCCGCUCGCGCAGCAUCACUCCGCCAUUCCGCCUCUAACUCAUAUGUCGGAGAGUGACCGUAAAAUGUUGAAUCCAGAAACCGGCUGCUACUCGGAAUCCGUACGGGCAUGAGCGGGAGCACCGUGCACCGAUGCACCGCGCGAAGCUGCCCCAGCCCAGAACCAGUUAUGAACAUAUGAUUAAGCUCGUUUUAAUAAGUUUUUAUGUAGAUCUUACGCGUAAGGAUGUAUAAUAAUGAAAUAAAAGAAACCAGUAAGUGUUGAAUAAACGAGAUACGUUGAGACACAGGGUAGGCCGGCAAUUACUUCGUCCUGUUCGCCGAUAUCUUUUUGUCGCUCGUUCGACUC